AUUUCGUUUCUCGCGUGCCGUCAGCCGUACUAGCACAGUGAACAGUCUACACGUCGCGCCCGUACAACGCCGCUCGCGUCUCAGUGUAAACAAACCAGUGAGAAUUUAAUAAAUACAGGCAAAAAAAUGGCAAUCAGCAGAUUAUCCAUCAUCAAAUUUUUGGAACUGGCGCUCACCUGUUCCUGCGUGGCGCUGCACUACCACAGCUAUAAUGCUGAAGCAGAUGUUGGCAUGCUUGUCACCGGAACAUUCGUCGGAUUCCUCAUCAUAUUUGCAGGAGCAGCUGCUGGUUACGUAAUGCAGACACCGUCCCACAAACGCAUCGAUGUCUUCUAUUCGCUAGUGGGUGUGGCCUUGUUCGUCGCCAGCGGAGCUGUCAUCAUUGAUAAAUAUCAGCACCCUACCAUAUCGGAGACUCUUCAAAAUAGAAUAUACUCUGUUUUCAGAUAUCAGCACGCUUCCAAAUCGGAUUGGACCAACAAGAAUCUAGCGAAAGCUUCCUUGGCAAUCAUCAACGGAGCUAUUUUACUGUUCGACGCCGUGUUGACUCAGCGUGGCGGAUAGAUGGCGCUUUUUAGAAGUUUCUUCAAAGAUUUAAGAUAGAGUUUUUAGAAUUUAAGUGAUUCGAGAACGUAUAUUACGAAACUACAAAGUACAUGAGGCGAAUGCAAAAACAAAGAUACGAGUAUUAAUACCUAAUCAAAAUAUUUUAAAAAUUGUUUGCGGAACGGUACCUACAGCUCAGAAAUACUCUAUACGGAUCAAAAAAUCUAUACAUAUACCUGCGUCGAUGUUUAUACAAUUAAGUAAAUGUUUGACAAUCGUCUCUUGGAACAAUAGGCUAUGUAAUUUAUUACUUACACAGUAUCCAGUACCUACAUUAUAUUAAAUACAUUAGCUAUAAUUAUUUAUGUAAAGUAAGGAUUUAGAUCUGCUUUUUGAUAUGGUUAUUAAUAUUUUGGUAAAGGCUUUACCUAUAUGUUUAGAAUAAGAUAAUCUUAUACAAUAGUACCUAAGCUAAAACAGAAAUAUUUUACUAAAGAUAUUCAGGAUUACCUACUAUUAUGACCGUGCCUUAUAAACAUUCCCCUUUUUCACAAAAAAGAAGAAAUUAUUACCAUAAGCUAUUUUAACUGCCGAAAGUUAUUACAAAAGAUGCGUACGUUUUCUAUCAGUUUAAUGAUAAUACUUUAUUAAUAUAAUAAUAAUCAUCACUUUUAUAUUUUAUUUCGAGACCGGUGAGCAGUUUUAUCUUUAAAAUCGUUUUGUUACAUUUUAUUUUAUUUUGUUACUAGGUAUAUUUAUUUACCUAAUUACUUGUAUUUUGCACAAUUAGUCAGGAAGUGUACAAAAUAAUAUAAGCACUGUGAAAAUUACCUCAUAAUUCACAAUUCUAUAAACCAAGUACAAUUUAUAUUGCUGUUAUUUCUUUUUAUACUGAGUAUAAUAAUGUUUUAAGUUAAAGUACUAAUUCUACAAACGCUCUGCUUCCACAAUCUACUGUGUUGCACUGUUUUACCUUAUGUAUACGAUUUGCUAUAAAGAAAGCGUAAUUGUAAUCAAACCCGUCGUACGACUAUGAUUAUACAGGGUGUAACCAGAACGCUAGCAAAAGCUUAGCGUUACUAUUAUACUACUUACACAAUCUAAUGCCAAUACUCUUUUGCUCUAAUCUUGUAGUUUCAGUGAUUUAGUAUUUUUCAAACCCGCAUUGUAUAGCGUGCAAAACUCGAGUCUAUGCCCCUCCUACGACGCACCAUUGACUUUGAGUGACCUAUUUACGGAACGUUCGUUGACCUCUAGCGUCAGUCAGAUGUUUUAUUUGCAAUAUAUUAACUUUGAAUAAAUACAGAAUUUUAUAAAAAAAAUCCGUAAUUUUUGUUUGGCAUCUUAUCAAUAAUCAUCAGUAGUACUAUCUCAUGUCUUCGUUGCUAGCGUUGGUUACACCUUGUAAUAGCAUAGUAUAUAAAGAGAGACACAGUAGUCCGACAUCUUUGAUCUCGUGGUAAAUCACGUCCACAACGACGACCUUAGGGCCCUAACUAUGUAGGCCCAGUUCGGGUCUCUCCUUGGUCCCGCACUUACCAAAAGAUUCCUCUGUCUACGGCUUCUUCGAAAAUGUAAGUGUAAUAUAUACCUGUCAUUCAAUUUUUUAUAAUUGACUUAUUUUAAGAUAAGAUUGCAUUUUGUAACUUUUAUCUACCACCUAUUUUCGAUCUGUUUUAAUAAAAUAAUUUAAUAUGA
This is a messenger RNA of Maniola jurtina (meadow brown), 2244 nucleotides long. RefSeq lists its product as uncharacterized. The transcript is spliced from 4 exons. NCBI's taxonomy places the organism in Eukaryota, Metazoa, Arthropoda, Insecta, Lepidoptera, Nymphalidae. Bases 127 to 564 code for a protein of 145 amino acids. Gene Ontology annotation, biological process: septate junction assembly. The record is from RefSeq and is a predicted model, not a curated record.